AUGGUUCAUCGAAGCUUCGCAGCGCAGUCGUUAAGCGUCGCUCUCUUCGUCGCAUUAUCUGUCGUUCAGCCCAUCCCGGCGGCCGUCGCGGUGAGCCCGCUGGGCCUCGCCGCCAUUCAGCGGCACUCGCGGCUGGUCGCGCGCUCGCGGUCGCAUCGCGGAUGCAACUACCUCAAGGGAAGGAUGCAGCCACGUGUACUGCUGGAGAGGUACCGCAACAGUGUGAUAGCAUUCGUGGGCGACUCUUUGAACGACAAUCUCGUGGCCUCCUUUCGCUGCACUCUCGCUGCUGUCACGCCCUUCCAGGUGCGCCCUGCCCUUCCAGGUGCGCCCUGCCCUUCCAGGUGCGCCCUGCCCUUCCAGGUGCGCCCUGCCCUUCCAGGUGCGCCCUGCCCUUCCAGGUGCGCCCUGCCCUUCCAGGUGCGAUCCCUGCUGCCCACUGUCCAUGCGUGGGGCAGCGCCUUGAGCGCAGGUGCCGCUGCACCGGUGACGCACCUGUCUGCUGGUUGCUCCACCAUCCCAUUUCCUGCCCACUCCGCACCGUCCCACCCCUCACUCCCCCCUCUCUUCUUCCCUCUCCUCCCCUUCCCCCCUCUUCUAUCCCCCUCAUCUCCCGUCCCCGGUCCCGUGCGCUGGCAGCACGUGCGGGUGAGGGUGGGGGGGAGGCGGUACCGCAACGCAGUGGAGCUGCCGGCAUAUAACCUCACCGUCGUCACCAUCGCCAGUGGCAAGCUCACCCGCCUCGUCAACUCGAGUUCAGCGAGGGUGAGGGUGGACGGGCAGUGGGCGGCCAUACUGCCACUGACAGCAGCCAUGGUCUUCACAGCCGGCCACCGCUUCUUCCACCAGAACUACAUGUCGCCAGUACUGAAGCUGCGCAAGUCCCUCAAGGCAGUGCGUGACUAUAUCGAGCGCACCAACUACCCUGGCGUCCCCCUCUUUGUCUCCUACUCUCCGGCACACGACCGCACCCAGUGCAAAACGGCAGGCACUCCUCUAAACAACAUCACCGCCGCAAUCCAAGGGGGCGAUACCCGUGCCAUGGCGGUUCUAAAGGAGCAGCGGAAGCUGCUUGCAAGGUCACGGAUGCGGCUGGUGGAGAUAACGUACAUGAGCAUGCUGCGACCGGACGGGCAUUUGAAUCGAGCGGUGAGCGGCAGGGAGAAGGACUGCAGCCACUGGUGCCUGCCCGGCGUGCCUGAUGCCUGGUCUGAUGUCAUCUACUCCAUGCUCGUGCCAUAG
This is a messenger RNA of Closterium sp. NIES-65, 1242 nucleotides long. The record is from the annotation of a GenBank genome assembly. NCBI's taxonomy places the organism in Eukaryota, Viridiplantae, Streptophyta, Zygnematophyceae, Desmidiales, Closteriaceae.